AACACAAAACAUAACCCCAAUUUUUUAGGUUAACUAAAAACACGAAUGUCAACAAAACUUUAUUUCUCACAAAAACCGCCACAAUGGAUCUCAACGAGGCCCGCAAAAACCUCGAAGCCUGCCUCAGCGAAGACCUCCGCAAGCAGUACUUCGACAUCCUCCGCCAGUGGUUCUCCUUCAAGUCCCCCAUAACCCGCAAAGAGUUCGACACCGAGGUCCGCAAACUCCUAGUCAACGAGGACCAAAUCCGCUGCCACAACUACUUCGUCCUCGCCCUCCUGUCCAAACGCACCAGCAGCCGCGUCAAGAGCACCAGGAACACCUCGGACAAGGGGGCCUUCGAGUGCGCCGAGUACUCCGACUACAUCCAGCCGUCGAGCCCCACCAUGUUGCCCCCGGCGGAGUACGAAAACCGCAGCGCCGCGGCCGAGUUGUUCAUGCCGGAUUCUGGGUUCGUGGCAACGAGGAUAGCUGUGACGAGCUGGGAGAACGGGCUGGAUGGGGCCGAGGAGAGCGUGACGGAGGUGAUGGUGCACGCGUGUCAGGUCUUCGUGAAGAAUAUUCUCAUGGCGAUGAUUUCUAAGUUGAAGGGGUACAAAGUGAGGGAUGGGAAGUUUCAGUAUGGGUUUAAUUUGCCGGUACCUGAUCCGUUUAUCCGGAACUAUCACAAUGUGAUUGACGAGAGUCAGGAGAGUAAAAUUGAAGUGGUGGAUGGGGAAGACACUUUCAUUCCGAGGAGUAAACCGUCGCUGGAGAAUGCUGAACAGCAGGCGGCUUUCGCGUAUUCUUGUUCAAAGAGGAGGAAGUGCGAUAAUGUUUUGACUGUGAAAUUAUUAUAUGAGACACUAAGAGACAAUCCGCAGAUUUUGGGGCUGCAUGAGAUGUAUAGUGUUAAUUUAUUUAAGCUUAGUUUACAAGUAGAUGAAUAAGCGAUAAAAGUAACACUACGAAUAAAAUUGUAUAUAUUUUUUUCAAUAAAUUUUAUACCAGAAAAA
Messenger RNA from Zophobas morio, 995 nucleotides. Its product is annotated as transcriptional adapter 1-like. Gene Ontology annotation, biological process: regulation of transcription by RNA polymerase II. The transcript is spliced from 2 exons. The record is from RefSeq and is a predicted model, not a curated record. Gene Ontology annotation, cellular component: SAGA complex. Lineage: Eukaryota; Metazoa; Arthropoda; Insecta; Coleoptera; Tenebrionidae. Gene Ontology annotation, molecular function: transcription coactivator activity. The coding region runs from base 84 to 929 and encodes 281 amino acids.